Oryza brachyantha (malo sina) is the source of this 1131-nucleotide messenger RNA. RefSeq names its product purine permease 3-like. Gene Ontology annotation, molecular function: purine nucleoside transmembrane transporter activity. Bases 31 to 1041 code for a protein of 336 amino acids. Lineage: Eukaryota; Viridiplantae; Streptophyta; Magnoliopsida; Poales; Poaceae. Gene Ontology annotation, cellular component: membrane. The record is from RefSeq and is a predicted model, not a curated record. The transcript has 2 exons.
AACCCGCUCCUCGUCGUCAACUUCAUCCUCAUGGUCGUCGGCUCGGCGUGCGGGCCGCUGCUCCUCCGCGCCUACUUCCUCCGCGGCGGCAGCCGCAAGUGGCUCUCCAGCCUGCUCCAGACCGCCGGCUGGCCGCUCCUGCUCGUGCCUCUCUGCUUCUCCUACUGCUCCCGCCGCCGGCGCGAGGAGGAGGACGGCGGCGCAGCCACGACGCCGCUGUUUCUCAUGACACCCCGCCUCCUGGCUGCGUCCGCAACCGUCGGGCUCAUGACCGGCCUCGACGACCUCCUCUACGCCUACGGCCUGGCCUAUCUCCCGGUGUCCACCUCCUCCAUCCUCAUCUCGACGCAGCUGGCCUUCACGGCCGCGUUCGCGCUGCUGCUCGUGCGCCAGCGGUUCACGGCGUUCUCAGUGAACGCCGUCGUGCUGCUCAGCGUCGGCGCCGCCAUGCUGGGGAUGAACACCGGGGGGGACCGGCCGGCGGGGGUGUCGCGCGCGCAGUACUACGCCGGGUUCGCCAUGACGCUCGGGGCCGCGGCGCUGUAUGGGCUCGUGCUCCCCGUCAUGGAGCUCAGCCAAGCGCGGCACGCCGCCGCGCGCGGCGCUGUCACGUACACGCUCGUCAUGGAGAUGCAGCUCGUCAUCGGCUUCGUCGCCACGGCCUUCAGCGCCGUCGGCAUGCUCGUCAACAACGAUUUCCACGCAAUCCCAGGAGAAGCCCAAGGAUUCGGUCUGGGCCAAGCGGGCUACUACCUGCUCCUCGCCGGGUCGGCCGCCAUGUACCAGUGCUUCUUCCUCGGCACGAUCGGCGCCAUCUUCUACGGCUCAGCGCUGCUCGCCGGCGUCAUCAUGACCGUGCUCAUCCCGGUCACCGAGGUGCUCGCCGUCAUGUUCUUCCACGAGCCAUUCAACGGCACCAAGGGCGUCGCGCUCGCGCUCUCCCUCUGGGGGUUCGUCUCCUACUUCUACGGCGAGGUCCGGGCCAAGGCGGCGCGGCCCCACUCCGGCGAGGCCCCCAAACCCGACCAUUUGGAUCCAUAGAAAUAUAGAAUAAAUAUAGAAUGAUCAACUUAGUACAAACCUGUAGUAUGUCUUCAUUUUUUUUCCCCUUGAGGAAAUAAUUAAGUAGGC